CCGCCGCCGCCGCGCUCGCGCCAGCGCUCCCGCCUUAAAGGGGCCGCGCCGCCACCGCACCCUCCCCCCUCCCCCCCCAGCCGCGUUCAACCUGCACCCGGGCAGGGUCGGCAGGGCAGAGAGAGGCAGAGAGACACCGGCAACCGCGCCGAGCCCGACCCGCCGCCGCCAUGAGGGAGAUCGUCCACAUCCAGGCCGGCCAGUGCGGCAACCAGAUCGGGGCCAAGUUCUGGGAGGUGAUCAGCGACGAGCACGGCAUCGACCCCACCGGCACCUACCACGGCGACAGCGACCUCCAGCUCGACCGCAUCAGCGUCUACUACAACGAGGCCACCGGGGGCAAGUACGUGCCGCGGGCCAUCCUCGUGGACCUGGAGCCGGGCACCAUGGACUCGGUGCGCUCGGGACCCUUCGGGCAGAUCUUCCGGCCUGACAACUUCGUCUUCGGCCAGAGCGGCGCCGGCAACAACUGGGCCAAGGGCCACUACACGGAAGGGGCCGAGCUGGUGGACUCGGUGCUGGACGUGGUGCGCAAGGAGGCGGAGAGCUGCGACUGCCUGCAGGGCUUCCAGCUGACCCACUCGUUGGGGGGCGGCACGGGCUCGGGCAUGGGCACCCUGCUCAUCUCCAAGAUCCGCGAGGAGUACCCCGACCGCAUCAUGAACACCUUCAGCGUGGUGCCCUCGCCCAAGGUCUCGGACACGGUGGUGGAACCUUACAACGCCACGUUGUCGGUGCACCAGCUGGUGGAGAACACGGACGAGACCUACUGCAUCGACAACGAGGCGCUCUACGACAUCUGCUUCCGCACGCUCAAGCUGACCACGCCCACCUACGGCGACCUCAACCACCUGGUGUCGGCCACCAUGAGCGGCGUCACCACCUGCCUCCGCUUCCCCGGGCAGCUCAACGCCGACCUGCGCAAGCUGGCGGUCAACAUGGUGCCCUUCCCGCGGCUCCACUUCUUCAUGCCGGGCUUCGCCCCGUUGACGUCGCGCGGCAGCCAGCAGUACCGCGCCCUCACCGUCCCCGAGCUCACGCAGCAGGUCUUCGACGCCAAGAACAUGAUGGCCGCCUGCGACCCGCGUCACGGCCGGUACCUCACGGUGGCCGCCGUCUUCCGGGGCCGCAUGUCCAUGAAGGAGGUGGACGAGCAGAUGCUCAACGUGCAGAACAAGAACAGCUCGUACUUCGUCGAGUGGAUCCCCAACAACGUGAAGACGGCGGUGUGCGACAUCCCGCCCCGCGGGCUGAAGAUGGCCGUCACCUUCAUCGGCAACAGCACGGCCAUCCAGGAGCUCUUCAAGCGCAUCUCGGAGCAGUUCACGGCCAUGUUCCGCCGCAAGGCCUUCCUCCACUGGUACACGGGCGAGGGCAUGGACGAGAUGGAGUUCACCGAGGCCGAGAGCAACAUGAACGACCUGGUCUCCGAGUACCAGCAGUACCAGGACGCCACGGCCGAGGAGGAGGAGGACUUCGGCGAGGAGGCCGAAGAGGAGGCUUGAGGAAGGCCGCCGCCGCGUCCCUCUCCGUCGUCUGUCUUCGUCGCCGUGGAGCCCUCGUCCGUCGUCGUCACCGGAGAAGCCUCUU
Rhea pennata is the source of this 1590-nucleotide messenger RNA. Its product is annotated as tubulin beta chain. Bases 171 to 1505 code for a protein of 444 amino acids. NCBI's taxonomy places the organism in Eukaryota, Metazoa, Chordata, Aves, Rheiformes, Rheidae. Gene Ontology annotation, molecular function: GTP binding; structural constituent of cytoskeleton; GTPase activity. The record is from RefSeq and is a predicted model, not a curated record. Gene Ontology annotation, cellular component: microtubule; cytoplasm. The transcript is spliced from 4 exons. Gene Ontology annotation, biological process: mitotic cell cycle; microtubule cytoskeleton organization.